AUGUCAGCAAAUGAUGGUCCAGCUAAUUUAUCAAUUGGAACAGUUAUUGGAAGAUUUAAAAUUUUAAAAAAAAUUGGUGAAGGUAGUUGUGGAGCUGUUUAUACUUGUAGUGAAAUUUCUACAAAAAAAUAUGCUGCAUUAAAAGCUGAAUUAAUAAGUAAUUAUGGAAAUGGGUUAAAAUUAGAAGUACAAGUAUUAAAAAGACUUAGUGGAAAGAAACAUGUAGCACAAUUGUUAUCAUGUGGAAAAACUGAUACAUAUUGUUAUAUGGUUGUAUCUCUUCUUGGAGUUUCUUUGUAUACUUUUAUGCGUUCAAAAAAAUUUGAUUUUUCUUUAUCAACUAUUGUAAGAAUUUCUAUUCAAAUGUUAUUUGCUCUUAAACAAAUUCAUCAAAUUGGAAUUGUUCAUAGAGACUUAAAACCAGCUAAUAUGACAGUUGGAAGAAAAGGCAUAGAAAAAAAAAUUAUUCAUAUAAUUGACUUUGGUUUAUCUAGAGAUUUUACAAUUAUUGAAAAUGAUAAAUUAAGGUUAAGAAAACCAAGAGAAAAAUGUUUAUUUCGAGGAACCAUAAAAUAUUGUAGUGUAGCAACAAUGGAAAAAUUUGAACAAGGAAGAAAUGAUGAUUUAAUUUCAUUAUUUUACAUUUGUGCUGACAUUCAUAAAAUACUUCCAUGGCAUUAUUGUGAUAAAACAGAAGAAGUACUAAAAAUGAAAAAAGAAUAUUCAGAUGAAUUAUUGUUUGAAUUUUGUCCAAUAUAUAGUGACUUAAUUAAGUACGCAAAAAAGUUAAAAUAUCAUGAAGCUCCAGAUUAUGGAUAUCUUUCUGGUAUACUUAAAAAAGAAAUGACUAAGAAUGGUUUUAAAUUUUCAGAUCCAUAUGAAUGGGAAGAACAUGUUGAUGAAUUUAAUUUAAAAUUCAUGCCAAACAUUGAGGGUAAUGGAAAUUUACCACCAAAUUCAUCAUCAAAUAAAAUAAUUACUACAGAUACUAUAAAUAAAUUUUUUGAUAAACAUUUUAGUCAGGAAGCUUUUGAAAAAGAUGAACUUGGAUUUUAA
This is a messenger RNA of Strongyloides ratti, 1056 nucleotides long. RefSeq names its product Asator. Gene Ontology annotation, biological process: peptidyl-serine phosphorylation; signal transduction. Gene Ontology annotation, cellular component: cytoplasm; nucleus. The transcript has a single exon. Bases 1 to 1056 code for a protein of 351 amino acids. The record is from RefSeq and is a predicted model, not a curated record. Lineage: Eukaryota; Metazoa; Nematoda; Chromadorea; Rhabditida; Strongyloididae. Gene Ontology annotation, molecular function: ATP binding; protein serine/threonine kinase activity.